GUGUCGCGGUGCGGCUUCGUCGUGUUUCACCUCUCUGCACGAGACGUCCGGCCAUCCAUGCUCGGCUGGUUUGUAGGCUACGUCACACACAUCGCUUGCCGUGGAGGACGCGCCGUCUGCUCGACAGGAGCCCUACAUUCAGCAGCCCUACGUUCAAUGGGCAUGGCGACCAGAAGGGUGCUGGUGACUGGGUGCUCCUCUGGCAUUGGCCUGGCUGUGGCUGUACGACUGGCCAAAGAUGAGCUGAGGCGGUUCAAAGUGGUAGCUACCAUGAGGGACCUGGGGAAACGGGAGCCCUUGGAGAGAGCUGCAGGGGACGCUCUAAACAAAACCCUGGAGAUCAAGCAGUUGGACGCCUGUUGUGAGGACUCCAUCAGAGAGUGUGUCAACAGCCUGCCAGAAAGACAAGUGGAUGUACUUGUGAACAACGCGGGUGUUGGUAUGAUCGGGCCGCUGGAGUGCCAAAGUAUAGUUGCCAUGCAGGAGCUCUUUGACACCAACUUCUUUGGCUUGGCACGGCUGGUGAAGGAAGUCCUUCCUGACAUGAAGAGGCGCCAGAGCGGCCAUAUUGUGGUGAUGAGCAGUGUCAUGGGCAUCCAGGGGCUUCUGUUCAACGAUGUCUAUUCUGCUUCUAAAUUCGCUGUGGAAGGAUUCUGUGAAAGUCUGGCUGUACAAGCAAUGAAGUUUAAUAUCAAGAUGACUUUAGUGGAACCUGGCCCUGUGGUGACAGAGUUUGAAGGGAAGGUGUAUGAAGAUGCUGAGAAGAUGGACCUGUCAGGGACCGAUGCAGAGACGGCCAGAAUCUUCAGAGAGAUUUACCUGCCAUACUCCAGAAAGGUCUUCACCUCUUUAGGCCAGACCCCCGAGGAAGUGGCUGAGCAAACACUGAAAGUGAUCACAGCAAAAGAGCCUCCCCUCCGCCACCAGACCAAUCGCCUGUACAUGCCCCUGACUGCCCUGAAACACGCAGAUCCCACUGGUCGUCUGCCGCUGGACACCUUCUAUAAGAUGAUCUUUAAACAUGACAGCAUUUUCAACGCCACGCUCGGGAUACUACGUAUGCUGCAGAAGAGGGUUGGAAAGACUUAA
Molecule: messenger RNA, 1089 nt
Organism: Lampris incognitus (smalleye Pacific opah)
Lineage: Eukaryota; Metazoa; Chordata; Actinopteri; Lampriformes; Lampridae
Product: retinol dehydrogenase 8
Exons: 7
Coding region: 58-1089 (343 amino acids)
Biological process (GO): estrogen biosynthetic process
Cellular component (GO): cytoplasm
Molecular function (GO): estradiol 17-beta-dehydrogenase [NAD(P)+] activity
Source: RefSeq, a predicted model, not a curated record